CCCGCCCCGGCACGGUACGGUACGGUACGGGCACGGCUCAGGUACGGCCCCGGUACAGUGCGGUGCUGCACGGUGCGGCUGCCGAGGAGCCGGGGAACGCGGACGGGACGGUUCGGGACGGGACGGACGUCGGGGCCCCGCCCGCUCCCGAUCAUGUCCCAGCAGCAUGUACCCAAGAUGCUGAUGUGAUGCUCAUCACUGCUGGCCAGAGCAGGAGCCGUGCUCAUCGGCAGGGCUAUGGGGAAACUGCAGAGCAAAUUCAGCGUCCACACCACCAAAUACAGGGCCGAUGGCUCCAUGGGAGAGGUGGGACCCGCUCGAGCCGCUCCGCAGCACAGCCUUGCACACAGCGAUGCUGUCACUGCAGUGGCUGCUCUCAAACCAGACCUGUGUGUGUCCGGAGCAAGGGACAAGAGCCUGGCUGUCUGCAGCUGGAGGUCCGGGGCUGUGCUGCAGCGGUUCACAGGCCACCAGCGGGAGGUCACCAAGGUCACCUCAGCCCCUGAUUCCAGCAGAGUCUUCAGCGCAUCCCGGGACAAGACAGCGAUGAUGUGGGAGCUCCAGGGGACACCAGGACCAAGGCAGCACUUUGCAGCACAUGACCUGGUUGUGACAGGCCUGGCUGUGAGCCCGGAUGCCUCCCAGCUGUGCACGGGCUCACGGGACAACACCGUGUGCAAGUGGGACACAGAGACCGGGCGGUGUCUGCGCAGAGCCAUCACCCGCAGGAACCUGGUCACACAUCUGUGCUGGGUGCCUGGGGAGCCUUAUGUCAUCCAGAGCUCAGAGGAUAAAACAGUCAGGCUCUGGGACCUGCGGCAGCUGGAGGUGGCUCACGGCUUCCCCGCCAAGCAGCACAUCCAGACCUGCUGCGACGUGAGCCCCGACGGGCGGCUCUGCCUGAGCACCAGCAGCGGCACCGCGGGCGAGGGCUGCGAGGCCACGUCCUGCAGGUUCCCAGCGCUGUGUGUGAGCAUCGGGAGGGUGAGACCUGUGGGUGUGACUCCCACUAUUUACAAUGAAGACAGCUCAGGGCCUUCUUGCCAGCUGUGGGACCUGCGGCAGACGAGGAGCCACGUGUGUGAGUACAAAGGGCACUUCCAGACCACGACCUCGGGGGUUUUCCUCCCGUGGGGGACCACGCUCGCCCCCAGCAUCGCCACAGCCUCACUUGACAGCACCGUGAAGGUCUGGGACCGAGACACUACAGCCUGCCUGGCCACACUGUACCUGGAUGGGGCAGGAGCAUUGUCCUCGCUGGCUGCCUGCGACAGCUCCACGCUGCUCUGUGCCACUUCCAGCUCGGGGAUCCACGUCCUCCGGCUGCGUGCGAGUGCGGAGCCGGUGCUGGAGGAGGUGGGAGUGUUCUGACCGCAGCAGAGGGCAGGUGGCUCCACAAGCACCGCUUUGUGCCUGCAGAGCUGUGAUGUGGGCUCAGCAGUGACAGCACCCACUGCUUUCAGCCUGUGAGUGGGGAAGGCACUGGAGCUGCCUGGAACAGCCACAGCAUGGAUGCAUCCAGGCCACGGUCUUGUUCCUGAGUGAGCCUCGUGUGUUACUGACAAACCUCCCCACAGGCAGCUCCCCCAGGGAGCAGCACCGGGGGGUGCCAGGUCAGCCUGAGCUCAGCUGCAAUUGGAAGGGGGUAAGUCACCACGAGAGGUGGCUGCCUGUACAACCUGUAUGACUGUGCCCAGUGCCACUCUGUGAGCAGCUCAGCUCCACCGACCUGCUGGCUGUGGUCCUGUUGAUGCAGAACAAGGUUGGUGUUCUGACCUCUCAUCCCAGGGUAUUUUCUCUGGGAGCAAAUAAGAGCUGGCACAGAGCACAUGGGAGCUGCCACCCCACUACUCAGAAGGGAGGAGAAAGCCCACAAAGUGCUUUUCAGAAGAACAGUAACUCGUGAAUAGGUUUUCUUAAAACACCAUCUCCACUGCAGGUGCUGAGAGCAGAACUAUGUUCAUGCUGCCAAUGAACACCGAGCUGCUCCAGCUGACAGCAAGGACAUGAACCACUCUCCUCUUUCCCCCCGAGGGGUUUUUAUGGUGGCAGACAGAAAGCAAACUGUGCUGGGAAGUUCCUGUAAUUUCUCCAUUCCUCACUGGGCCCCACAGGCACAUUCAAAACAUGCUUUGAUUUUCCAGAACACAACAUUUGCAAAGCCUCAAUCUAAAGAAUAAACAUCAAGUAAGAAAGCUC
Messenger RNA from Melopsittacus undulatus (budgerigar), 2199 nucleotides. It is a transcript of the gene WDR31, whose product is annotated as WD repeat domain 31. Bases 238 to 1371 code for a protein of 377 amino acids. NCBI's taxonomy places the organism in Eukaryota, Metazoa, Chordata, Aves, Psittaciformes, Psittaculidae. The transcript has 11 exons. Gene Ontology annotation, molecular function: protein binding. The record is from RefSeq and is a predicted model, not a curated record.